AGAGAGAAAGAGAGGCAUAUAUAUAUAUAUAUAUAUGAAGAGCUGGGGGAGGGAGGAGGAGGGCAAGCAGCGUAAUUAAUAAGAAAUACAGUGCAAAAAAUGGAAAAUGGGAAGAAGUUUGCGGUUCUGCUGUGCGCGGAGGACCCGGAGUACGUGAAGAAGAAAUACGGGGGGUAUUUUGGGGUUUUCGUGAGAAUGCUGGCGGAGGAAGGGGAGACCUGGGCGGUGUUCCACGUGGCCAGAGGAGAGUUCCCGGCCGACGACGACGCCGGGAAGUUCGACGGCUACGUCAUCACCGGCAGCUGCCACGACGCCCACGCAGACGACGCCUGGAUCUGCAGCCUCCUCCAUCUCCUCGCCAAGCUGGACGCCAUGAAAAAGAAGGUUCUAGGCAUUUGCUUUGGUCAUCAGAUACUCGGAAGAGCAUUAGGGGGAAAGAUCGAACGGGCAACCGCCGGAUGGGACAUCGGUGUGACCCCUAUUCAUAUUUCAUCAUCUUCUUUCUCUUCCAGUCUCUUCUCCUCUUUGAAAUUGCCAGAAUUCCUUCCUGUUAUCGAGUGCCAUCGUGAUGAGAUUAGAGAACUUCCAGUGAAGGCCGAGAUAAUGGGAUGGUCUAACAAGACGGGAAUAGAAAUGUUCAGAUAUGGGGAUCACAUAAUGGGGAUACAAGGCCACCCUGAGUACACCUAUGACAUCAUCCUCCACCUCAUCGAUCGCCUUCUCCAACGCAAUCUCAUCACGGACGACGUCGCCAUUGCUGCAAAGAUGAAGCUCACUAAAGAAGCCGCCGCCUUUGAUGAGCAAAACAGGGAGGCCUGGAAGAAGCUAUGCACCAGCUUCCUCAAAGGUAGAUUAUUGUGACAUAAGAGUACCGCCAAAUGGGAUUUGUUUGGGAACAACGCUUUGUGGUUAGCGUUUAUUUGAAGGUGUACGUACAUAGACUUCGAAAAUGUUGAAGUUAAAAGAUGUUGUUUGGUAGCAUUUUCAAAAUCAUAAACCUAAGAACAAAUCCAUAACAUAGUUGUGGUAUAUAUGUGAUUGCAAGUAUUAGGGAGAUA
This is a messenger RNA of Cuscuta campestris, 1058 nucleotides long. Lineage: Eukaryota; Viridiplantae; Streptophyta; Magnoliopsida; Solanales; Convolvulaceae. The record is from the annotation of a GenBank genome assembly.